Molecule: messenger RNA, 1014 nt
Organism: Cetraspora pellucida
Lineage: Eukaryota; Fungi; Glomeromycota; Glomeromycetes; Diversisporales; Gigasporaceae
Source: the annotation of a GenBank genome assembly
AAAACACCUUACUGCGAACAAAAAAAGAAGAUUUGUGAAAAGAAACAGAGGUUUCCGUCUACCUUCAACAAUGAAUUAGCCACUGAGUAUGGUGUUAAGAAGACAUGUAUAUCUGACGUUCUCAAGCAGUCUUCCAAGUGGUUAAACAUUGAUACAAGCAAUAAAGCUGAACCAAAGUGGCCCAAGUUGGAUGAAGCUAUGCGUAUCUGGGUUGAAAGUGCGCUUGCAGCAAAUAUGGAUCUAACACAAACUGCCCUUAUUAUCAAAGCCAAGGUUUUUGCUACAGCUUUAAACAUUCCUGAUUUUAAGGGUACCGGAUGGGUUAAUAAGUUUCAGAAGCGAUUGGGUCUUCAUCAGUACAAUAGAAAUGGUGAGGCUGCUAGUUCACCACCAAUAGAAACAUUAAAUAAUCACAGAGAAUGUUUUCAGAAAAUCUGUGAAGAAUAUACCUUGGAAAAUUGCUACUAUAAACAUAUUUUCGUGGAAAAUCGGCUUGCGGCAUUUGACAAAAUGAAAAUAGAAGGUUCUUCUGAAAUUGAGGAGUUUAGCAUUCUUGAUGCUAUUAAUGCUACUUCUGAAGCAUGGAACAAUGUUGUUGAAGAAACAAUUAUGAACUGUUGGCUGAAAACGGGUAUUCUUCCCCAAUACCAAGUAGCUGAAAGUGAUCGGGCAUGCCAACAAGUGAAUCAAAAAUUGAAAAGUGAGUUUGAUGAACUUGAUGAUUUGAUAAUCGAUUUGAUGAUGAAUGGUGAAAUCGAUGACCCUAUGAAUGCAAAUGAAUUUGUGGAGAUUGAUGCUGAUGUCGCUUUUGAGAUGCCAUCUGACAGUGAUAUAAUCUGUACUGUCAAUAAGGAUGACCGCCCCCCUCAAGAAGAAGUAUUACCAGUGCCUAGGGUUACAGACAAUGAGGCUUUGAAAGCUCUUGAUUUGGUUGAGACGUACCUUUUGCAAAAACCCAAGGAUUUGGUUGUAACUAAUAAAGAUAAAAGUACUAUUCAUUGGCUGAGAAAGGAG